This is a messenger RNA of Carassius gibelio (silver crucian carp), 3093 nucleotides long. It is a transcript of the gene csnk1g2b, whose product is annotated as casein kinase 1, gamma 2b. Gene Ontology annotation, cellular component: cytoplasm; plasma membrane; nucleus. Gene Ontology annotation, molecular function: protein serine/threonine kinase activity; ATP binding. The record is from RefSeq and is a predicted model, not a curated record. Gene Ontology annotation, biological process: peptidyl-serine phosphorylation; endocytosis; signal transduction. The transcript has 12 exons. NCBI's taxonomy places the organism in Eukaryota, Metazoa, Chordata, Actinopteri, Cypriniformes, Cyprinidae. The coding region runs from base 674 to 2020 and encodes 448 amino acids.
CAAUGGGAGUGUCGGGUGACGCCGGACUCGGAGCUUCGCUCACCGAAACGGUAGGCUUAAAGAGACAACAGCGAAGCCGGGCUGGUCUUUAGUGGGAAAUUAAAUCACUUUUCAGAGCAUAAAUAAAGGACCAUGUCGCGGCGUACUACAUAGGGAUUUCACACGCAGUUUCUUUCAGGUAUCCAGAGAAAGACGGACUAUACUGCUCAAACCUGUUAAUGCUGAUUCUGUCUGAGUCUGCUUGCAGCAGUGUUAGAACAUGAAGAAUGUUCAGAGUAAUAUUCAAGACUGACUUCAACAAAACCAUGAGGAGCACAAGGGGACGUUCACUCUUUUGGUUCCACUAGCAGGAUUGUAUAUGUCAGUGUUGAGGAGCAUUUGUGGGUGGAUGUGUGAGUGCGUGUGUGUGCGUGUGUAUGUGUGCGUAUGCUAGCACAAUCUGCCUGCUUCAGGCAGUGACAUGCUACUCUGAGGGCCACCGUACUGUAAAGGAGUCCCAUUCACCAAAGGAUUAAUGCAAGGACUGCGCUUUCGGUGAUACCCACCAAAAAUCACCCGUAUAUAGACAGUUUUAAACCCCCUUCCCCACACAUUUCCUGGGGGGUUGUUUUGAAACUUCUCUGUUUUGCAUGGCAGGGGAGUAACCGUGGAGAGGCCAGGGUAUCACAAGCUUAUGGAUUUUGAGAAAAGAGGUUGGAAGGAAGAAACAGAGGAAGGGAAAAAAAUGUCAAAAACAGCAAGUAGUAGGACUGGACAUGGGGGCCGGGGAACGGGGUCCGGCUCUGGGGUCCUUAUGGUUGGCCCCAACUUCCGAGUUGGGAAGAAGAUCGGCUGUGGAAACUUCGGUGAACUGCGGCUAGGCAAGAACCUCUACACAAAUGAAUAUGUGGCCAUCAAACUGGAGCCAAUCAAAUCCAGGGCACCUCAACUCCAUUUGGAGUACAGAUUUUAUAAACAGCUGGGAAGUUCAGAGGGAGUUCCUCAGGUCUUCUACUUCGGCCCUUGCGGGAAGUACAAUGCUAUGGUUCUGGAACUGCUUGGGCCCAGUCUGGAGGACCUGUUUGACCUCUGCGACCGCACUUUCUCCCUCAAGACCGUCCUAAUGAUAGCUAUUCAACUGAUAACACGGAUGGAGUACGUUCAUACGCGGAGCUUGAUAUAUCGAGAUGUCAAGCCAGAGAAUUUUUUGGUGGGGCGGCCGGGGUCUAAGAGGCAGCACACCAUUCAUAUCAUUGACUUCGGGCUUGCCAAAGAAUACAUAGACCCCGAGACCAAAAAACACAUCCCAUACCGAGAGCAUAAGAGCCUGACUGGCACUGCCCGGUAUAUGAGUAUCAACACACAUUUGGGAAAAGAACAAAGCAGAAGGGACGACCUAGAAGCACUGGGCCAUAUGUUCAUGUACUUCCUGAGAGGCAGUUUGCCCUGGCAGGGCUUGAAGGCGGACACGCUAAAAGAACGUUACCAGAAAAUUGGCGACACCAAGCGAGCUACUCCGAUCGAAGUGCUAUGUGAAAGUUUCCCAGAGGAAAUGGCCACCUAUUUGAGAUAUGUGAGGCGACUGGACUUCUUUGAGAAACCAGAUUACGACUACCUGAGAAAGCUCUUCACAGACCUCUUCGACAAGAACGGCUACGUCUUUGAUUACGAGUACGACUGGGUCGGCAAGCCUCUCCCUACACCUAUAGGCCCCAUCCCCACAGACACACCCCAGCCGAGCAGCAGAGACAAAGCACAAGCGCAGACCAAAAACCAGUCGCCCGAGCCCAAAGGAAGUGAGUCCCAGCCCACUCCAGUGACCAAUAAGGAUACUCUGGGGUCGCGUCUCACGGCCGAGAGGCUGGGGGGCUCAGUGCAGGUCAUGAGCUCCACAAAUGGAGAGCUGAACACAGACGACCCGACCGCAGGACACUCCAACGCUCCCAUCACUGCACCCGCUGAAGUAGAGGUGGCAGAUGACACAAAGUGCUGUUGUUUUUUUAAGAGAAGAAAGAGGAAAGCUCUUCAGAGGCACAAGUGAAGCGCGCUCUUUGAAAAGAACUUGAAACAUUCUGGUCACUGUUAAGUUUGAAAUGCAAGCAAAUAUACACGGAUCUCUCUCUCGCUGUCUUUCUCUCUGUCUCUCUCUGUCCCCAUCACACUUUCUUUCAUAGAUGCUUCACCUCUUAAUGGAGUGCAAAGGAAUGACGUUGACUGUCCAACAGACUCUGGUUCCUUCAAAAAAAAAAAAAAAAAAGAGAGAGAGAAAGAGCAUAAUGAAGAUGCAUAAGACGAAGUGUAAAAAAAAAAAAGAAAUCUCACAUAAACACAAAAAGAUGAAAAGAUGAUGAUAUGAAAUGAAUUGAUAUAAGAUCACAGUGUGUGAAACUAUGCUGUUUGAAACAAUUGGUGUAUACUAGCUUUCAUGCAGAACAUUUAUUGUUCGUUGGUCAGGGGAUGUUACAUCAGUGAACAAAUGAUUUAAGUUUUCUUAGAAAUACAGUAGAUCUUAUUUGUGAUUUUAAAAAAUGUGAGGGCAGGAAUCUCCUCUGCACUGGGAACGACACCCACCAAAUUACAAAAUAACAGGACACAUUUCAUCUCAACCUGUCUCUUGAGUCCCUUUUCCCCCCCUGUAAUUUAAUUUUUUUAUUAUUGUUUUUUUAUUAUUAUUACUGAAAGGAAUCCUUGGGUUGUAAAGCAGUUUUAGUGUCCUGAAAAUGCUUUCUUUUUGUCCUUUUAAAAAUAUAUAUAAAUAUAAAUUCUUCUUUUUUUUUUUCUGUCAUUGUGGACUCUGUAGCACAGUUACUGGCCUCAGGUACUGUGGGGGAUCGAGAGAUAAAUGGAUAUUAUUCUCUUGUCAUUGUUGUUAUUGCACUUUUGGGAAAAAAAAGAAAAAGAAAGAAGACAACAAAGUGGGCUUGAAAUGAAACGACGAGACAACCGACAGACUAUAUAAACUGAUGUGGGAGAGCAUCCCGCACAGGGCUGAAAUCUGUUCAAGGACCGUUUAAAGAAAAGAAGACAAAUAUGUUCGUUUUAUUUCUCACAUCAAAAUUUAUUUACCAGGAAAUCAUAGUUUGUGCCUUUCCAAGUAAAAUGUUUAAAAUUUAA